AUGAGCAAGUUGGGCAAGUUGUUCAAACUGGGGGGCUCGUCCCGGGGCCGCGCGGCGCCCAGCCCGCAGGAGGCCCUGGCGCGGCUGCGGGAGACGGAGGAGAUGCUGGGCAAGAAGCAGGAGUACCUGGAGGCGCGCAUCCGCCGCGAGCUCAGCCUGGCGCGCACGCACGGCGCCCGCAACAAGCCAGCUGCGCUGCAGGCGCUGAAGAGGAAGAAGCGGCUGGAGAAGCAGCUGUCGCAGAUCGACGGCACCCUGUCCACCGUGGAGUUCCAGCGGGAGGCCCUGGAGAACGCGCACACCAACACCGAGGUGCUGCGGAGCAUGGGCCUGGCGGCCCGGGCCAUGCAGGCGGCCCACGCGGACACGGAUUUGAACAAAAUAGACGAUUUGAUGCAAGAAAUCACGGAGCAGCAGGAUGUCGCCCAAGAAAUCUCCGAGGCGAUUUCUCAGCGUGCUGGACUCGGCGAGGACUUCGAUGAGGAUGAGCUUCUGGCGGAACUGGAAGAACUGGAGCAGGAAGAAUUAAAUAAGAAGAUGACAAACAUCCGGCUUCCCAGCGUGCCUUCCUCCUCCCUCCCAGCACAGCCGGUCCGAACGCCUGGCCCCGCGGGCACGGCCCCCCGGCCCCGAGCAGCCCCGUCCCGGCGGGCAGGCGGAGAGGACCCGGACCUCCAGCACCUGGCUGCGUGGGCCUCCUAA
Pipistrellus nathusii (Nathusius's pipistrelle) is the source of this 702-nucleotide messenger RNA. NCBI's taxonomy places the organism in Eukaryota, Metazoa, Chordata, Mammalia, Chiroptera, Vespertilionidae. The record is from the annotation of a GenBank genome assembly.